CUCCGAGCAAAGCAAACCCGCAGUAACAGUUUUGGAGACUGCAUUCCCCACUGCCAAGGAGACAGCUGAUUUGGGGUAGAGGAGUUUGUUUAGACCUAAACAAAUGAGGCUGUUUGGUUGACCAAACAAGAAAAGAAAGAAGGAAAGAAAGAAAGAAAGGAAGAAAGAAAGAAAGGAAGAGGGAAAAGAAAGAAGGAAGGAAAGAAAGAAAGAAAAAAGGGGGAUUCGUUGUUUUCAAACACUCUCCUAAUAGGGAGAAAAAAAAGAAUCUCAUGGAAACGUAUCACAUGAGGAGCUUUUGCUUCAGUUCCAAGCUGAGCCUGGGUCCACUCGGAAACCAGUUCUUAAAGCACACACAUUUUAGGCAAGCGUGUAGUUACUGUGUCAGUAACAGAGGACCUUUGCUAUUUGCCUGUUUUGGAUAUAAGAUAAAUUAAAAAAAAAAAGAUUGCAGGAGAUUUGAGUUAUUAUAUGACCAGGGCUCCGGUUUAGAGUUGGUGGCAUUCAAAGCUGGCUUUAGUCACAGUGUGAUGCUUGAAGCCUCCCAAAGGCCAAGUGUUUCCUUUCUUUCUUCUAUUUUUUUUUUUUCCUCUCUAAGCGUUACUUCACUGAGGCAGAGGGCUGCCUCGGAGUGACGUCAGGAGUUUGAGCAGCAAGCUGCACAGGAGAAGGGAGGCUGGGUGAGUGACAGCCCAGCCUACUUUUUAAUAGCUUUGUCAUGUGACUGGGGACUGUAGUAAGACAGGUGCCUUCAGUUCACUCUCAGUAAGGGGCUGGUUGCUUGCAUGAGUGUGUGCUGUGUGUCAGAGUGGAUUGGAGUUGAAAAAGCUUGACUGGCGUCAUUCAGGAGCUGGAUGGCUUGGGACAUGUGCAGCCAAGACUCUGUAUGGAGUGACAUAGAGUGUGCUGCCCUGGUUGGUGAGGACCAGCCUCUUUGCCCAGAUCUUCCUGAACUUGACCUUUCUGAACUUGAUGUGAAUGACUUGGACACGGACAGCUUUCUGGGUGGAUUGAAGUGGUGUAGUGACCAAUCAGAAAUCAUAUCCAACCAGUACAACAAUGAGCCCGCGAACAUAUUUGAGGGCACCUGUUAUUCAAACAAAGAAUCUGGAAAGUUUGAGAGGUCUAGAAGAUCUGGGUUUGUGCAAAAUUACCUUACAAAGGAGAACAUGUUUAAGAAGAUAGAUGAAGAGAAUGAGGCAAACUUGCUAGCGGUCCUCACAGAGACACUGGACAGUCUCCCGGUGGAUGAAGACGGAUUGCCCUCAUUUGAUGCACUGACAGAUGGAGACGUGACCACUGACAACGAGGCCAGUCCUUCCUCCAUGCCUGACGGCACCCCUCCCCCUCAGGAGGCAGAAGAGCCGUCUCUACUUAAGAAGCUCUUACUGGCGCCAGCCAACACUCAGCUCAGCUACAAUGAAUGCAGCGGUCUUAGCACUCAGAACCAUGCAAACCACACCCACAGGAUCAGAACAAACCCUGCCAUUGUUAAGACCGAGAAUUCAUGGAGCAAUAAAGCAAAGAGCAUUUGUCAACAGCAAAAGCCACAAAGACGUCCCUGCUCAGAGCUUCUCAAGUAUCUGACCACAAACGAUGACCCUCCUCACACCAAACCCACAGAGAACAGAAACAGCAGCAGAGACAAAUGUGCUUCCAAAAAGAAGUCCCAUACACAACCGCAGUCGCAACAUGCUCAAGCCAAACCAACAACUUUAUCUCUUCCUCUGACCCCAGAGUCACCAAAUGACCCCAAGGGUUCCCCAUUUGAGAACAAGACUAUUGAGCGAACCUUAAGUGUGGAACUCUCUGGAACUGCAGGCCUAACUCCUCCCACGACUCCUCCUCAUAAAGCCAACCAAGAUAACCCUUUCAAGGCUUCGCCAAAGCUGAAGCCCUCUUGCAAGACCGUGGUGCCACCACCAACAAAGAGGGCCCGGUACAGUGAGUGUUCUGGUACCCAAGGCAGCCACUCCACCAAGAAAGGGCCGGAGCAAUCUGAGUUAUACGCGCAACUCAGCAAGUCCUCAGUGCUCAGCCGAGGACACGAGGAAAGGAAGACUAAACGGCCCAGUCUACGGCUGUUUGGUGAUCAUGACUACUGUCAGUCAGUCAAUUCCAAAACGGAUAUACUCAUUAACAUAUCACAGGAGCUCCAAGACUCUAGACAACUAGACUUCAAAGAUGCCUCCUGUGACUGGCAGGGGCACAUCUGUUCUUCCACAGAUUCAGGCCAGUGCUACCUGAGAGAGACUUUGGAGGCCAGCAAGCAGGUCUCUCCUUGCAGCACCAGAAAACAGCUCCAAGACCAGGAAAUCCGAGCUGAGCUGAACAAGCACUUCGGUCAUCCCAGUCAAGCUGUUUUUGACGACAAAGUAGACAAGACCAGUGAACUACGGGAUGGCGACUUCAGUAAUGAACAAUUCUCUAAACUACCUGUGUUUAUAAAUUCAGGACUAGCCAUGGAUGGCCUAUUUGAUGACAGUGAAGAUGAAAAUGAUAAACUGAGCUACCCUUGGGAUGGCACGCAGUCCUAUUCAUUGUUCGAUGUGUCGCCUUCUUGCUCUUCCUUUAACUCUCCGUGUCGAGAUUCAGUGUCACCACCGAAAUCCUUAUUUUCUCAAAGACCCCAAAGGAUGCGCUCUCGUUCGAGAUCCUUUUCUCGACACAGGUCGUGUUCCCGAUCACCAUAUUCCAGGUCAAGAUCAAGGUCCCCAGGCAGUAGAUCCUCUUCAAGAUCCUGUUACUACUAUGAAUCAAGCCACUACAGACACCGCACACAUCGCAAUUCUCCCUUGUAUGUGAGAUCACGUUCAAGGUCACCCUACAGCCGUAGGCCCAGGUAUGACAGCUAUGAAGCCAAUGAGCACGAAAGGCUGAAGAGGGACGAAUACCGCAGAGAGUAUGAGAAGCGAGAGUCUGAAAGGGCCAAGCAGAGAGAGAGGCAGAAGCAGAAAGCAAUUGAAGAGCACCGUGUGAUUUACGUUGGUAAAAUCAGACCUGACACAACGCGGACAGAACUGAGAGACCGCUUUGAAGUUUUUGGUGAAAUUGAGGAAUGCACCGUAAAUCUGCGGGAUGAUGGAUUCAAACUCAGACGAUUUUGACCCUGCUUCCACCAAGAGCAAGUAUGACUCUCUGGAUUUUGAUAGUUUACUGAAGGAAGCUCAGAGAAGCUUGCGCAGGUAACGUGUUCCCAGGCCGAGGAUGACAGAGAGAUGGUCAAUACCUCACGGGACAGCGUGUCCUUUCCCAAGACUCUUGCAAGUCAUACUUAGGAAUUUCUCCUACUCUACACUCUCUGUACAAAAAUAAAGCAAAACAACAACAACUACAACAACAAGAACAACAACAACAACAACCAUACCAGAACAAGAACAAGAACAACAAUGGUUUACAUGAACACAGCUGCUGAAGAGGCGAGAGACAGAAUGAUAAUCCAGUAAGCACACGUUUAUUCACGGGUGUCAGCUUUGCUUUCCCUGAAGGCUCUUGGUGACAGUGUGUGUGUGUUUGUGUGUGUGUGUGUGUGUGUGUGUGUGUGUGUGUGUGGUGUGUACUUGUUUGAGAAGUACAUGUGUACACAUGUGAGGACCUGGGGGCACCUGACCAGAACGAACAAGGGCGAACCCCUUCAAAUGGCAGCAUUUCCAUGAAGACACACUUAAAACCUACAACUUCAAAAUGUUCAUAUUCUAUACAAAAGGAAAAUAGAUAAAUAUCAAUUCAAAGGAAAGAAAACUCACAGACCACCCUAAAAUGACACUGCUGAUGCCUGUUGUCAGCCUCCUCCGGUAUCGUCUUUUCAGAAAGUGCAAAACCCAGAAAGUGCAAAACCGACCUGCAGCAAGCUCUCUCUUAAUGUAAUGAUUAUGUGACAAUCCCGAAGACACUACAGGUUCCAUAGAACUCAUAUCUCUCUCUCUCUCUCUCUCUCUCUCUCUCUCUCUCUCUCUCUCUCUCUCUC
This is a messenger RNA of Rattus rattus (black rat), 3967 nucleotides long. It is a transcript of the gene Ppargc1a, whose product is annotated as PPARG coactivator 1 alpha. Gene Ontology annotation, cellular component: nucleus. The record is from RefSeq and is a predicted model, not a curated record. Gene Ontology annotation, biological process: positive regulation of transcription by RNA polymerase II. The transcript has 13 exons. Gene Ontology annotation, molecular function: transcription factor binding; RNA binding. NCBI's taxonomy places the organism in Eukaryota, Metazoa, Chordata, Mammalia, Rodentia, Muridae. Bases 855 to 3107 code for a protein of 750 amino acids.